GAAUUGAAAAAUAGAUCUUAUGUUAUAUCCCUUCAUAAAAAGCAGAGGAUCCCAAAAGAAGUGUUCAGCAGUGAGGAAUAUAUCUGAAGAUGUAAAAGAGGGUGCUUUUGGUAAAUUGGCAACUGCAAGUUCCCAGCUAAAACUGAGCAUGAUAAAUUUCUCAGUUUGCUUCUGAAGAAGCUCACCCAACUCCUCAAUUGCUUCAUUUGUGAGGAAAAGAACUUCAUUUCUGCUUCACAAGCUGCCUUUGCGAUUUCCAGACAACACUAAUGGCAAAGACAGGAUACAAACUACAGGAAUUUGUGGCUCAUUCAGGAAAUGUAAACUGUUUAAGGAUUGGAAGGAAGGCGAGCCGCCUUUUUAUUACAGGAGGGGAUGAUCACAAUGUCAAUCUAUGGAUGAUUGGAAAAACAACCUCUUUAAUGAGUUUGUGUGGUCACACUACUACAGUAGAAUCUGUGACUUUGGACUCAGCAGAAGCUUUGGUUCUUUCUGGAGCAUCAUCGGGGGUUAUAAAGCUUUGGGAUUUGCAGGAAGCAAAGAGUCUGGGAUCUAACAGGUGGAAAGCUCUUGCAUGACUUUAAGUUCCAUGAAGGACACAUUAGGUCCUUAAACUUCCAUCCUCUUGAGUUUCUUCUGGCUACAGGUGUGUUGGUCCCUUAAAGCAGCUUGGAACAGUAGAUAAUCAUGCAUGUGCAAAAAAAAUUAUGAUGUUCCCUGUUUUGUAAUUAUAAUGUUGUUUCAAGUGCACCAAAUGAUAAUCUACUUAGGCUAGAUGGCUGUUCAAACUUAAUGGAAAUUUAGGCAACUAAUUCUCGUAUGUAGAGGGAACAAUAACAUAUAUGAGCCUCUUCAAAAACUCAAUUAGGGAUUAUCCAGAAUGCAUUCUGGUCUAGCCCCCAUACCAGGUUUUGGGUGGUGUAGAAUUUAGUUUUGUUAACUCAAAACGCAUC
Vigna radiata var. radiata (mung bean) is the source of this 953-nucleotide messenger RNA. RefSeq names its product katanin p80 WD40 repeat-containing subunit B1 homolog. Gene Ontology annotation, biological process: microtubule depolymerization. Gene Ontology annotation, cellular component: katanin complex. The record is from RefSeq and is a predicted model, not a curated record. The transcript has 5 exons. Gene Ontology annotation, molecular function: protein binding. Bases 270 to 578 code for a protein of 102 amino acids. Lineage: Eukaryota; Viridiplantae; Streptophyta; Magnoliopsida; Fabales; Fabaceae.